GUGACCUUCCUGUGUGGAAUCCCGGGAAUACAGAGGACGGGGGACAUCUCUCUGGUGGGUUCCCAUGACUGGAUCCAUCUAGAUCCUUGUGUCCUUCUAAAUACUCCCACUCCUCCAUGGAGAAAUAGACAGUGACACCCUGACACCUUAUAGGAACCUGACACACACAAUGAUACAGUCACCAUCCAGACACAUCCCUUGUCUGUUACUGGAGAAUGUCCCAGAAUUCCCGGCACCGCUCACCUCUCCUGUCAGCAGCUCAGUGAUCUCUCUGGUGACUUCUAGAAUCUUCUUCUUC
Messenger RNA from Staurois parvus, 298 nucleotides. Lineage: Eukaryota; Metazoa; Chordata; Amphibia; Anura; Ranidae. The record is from the annotation of a GenBank genome assembly.